Messenger RNA from Capronia epimyces CBS 606.96, 1677 nucleotides. Its product is annotated as T-complex protein 1 subunit eta. The coding region runs from base 1 to 1677 and encodes 558 amino acids. The transcript has 3 exons. NCBI's taxonomy places the organism in Eukaryota, Fungi, Ascomycota, Eurotiomycetes, Chaetothyriales, Herpotrichiellaceae. Gene Ontology annotation, cellular component: chaperonin-containing T-complex. Gene Ontology annotation, biological process: protein folding. Gene Ontology annotation, molecular function: ATP binding; ATP hydrolysis activity; ATP-dependent protein folding chaperone. The record is from RefSeq and is a predicted model, not a curated record.
AUGGCGGCAUUCGGCGGCCAGACGCCUACGAUUAUCGUCCUAAAAGAAGGCACCGAUCAAUCUCAAGGCAAAGGCCAAGUCAUUUCCAACAUCAACGCAUGCUUAGCCGUCCAAGACACGAUCAAGACAACUCUAGGGCCCUAUGGCGGCGAUUUACUACUCGUGGACGCAAGCGGGAGACAGACCAUCACCAACGAUGGCGCCACGGUCAUGAAGCUCCUCGACGUCGUACACCCGGCGGCGCGCAUCUUGGUGGACAUUGCGCGGUCGCAGGAUGCAGAGGUCGGGGACGGGACGACAUCGGUGGUCGUGCUCGCUGGAGAAGUUCUCAAAGAGGUCAAAGAGCUGGUCGAACAAGGAGUCAGCACGCAGACCAUCAUCAAGGGCCUGAGAAGGGCGUCGGAGAUGGCGAUCAACAAAAUCAAGGAGAUUGCCGUGUCUACGCAGGAGGGGAACAAGCGAGAAACCCUACGCAAACUGGCCGCCACGGCGAUGAGCAGUAAGCUCAUCCACCGCAAUGCCGAUUUCUUCACAAAGAUGGUUGUCGACGCAGUUCUGUCUCUGGACCAAGAUGACCUCAACGAGAAGUUGAUCGGGAUCAAGAAAAUCACCGGCGGCGCGCUCGAAGAUUCCCUGUUCGUCGACGGCGUGGCCUUCAAAAAGACCUUUUCAUAUGCCGGCUUCGAACAGCAACCCAAAUCGUUCAAGAACCCCAAGAUCGUGUGUUUGAACGUUGAGCUCGAGCUCAAGGCUGAGAAGGACAAUGCCGAGGUGCGCGUUGAGCAGGUGUCGGAAUACCAAGCCAUUGUCGACGCCGAGUGGCAGAUUAUCUACGAUAAGAUGGAGGCACUCUACAAGACGGGAGCCAAAGUGGUCCUGAGUCGUUUGCCCAUAGGCGACCUUGCGACACAGUACUUUGCCGACCGAGACAUCUUCUGCGCCGGACGAGUCGCAGCCGAGGACCUCGAGCGUGUCUGUCAGGCCACAGGCGCCACGGUCCAGAGUACGUGCACCGACAUCCAAUCGUCGCAUCUCGGCACGUGUGGCCUGUUCGAGGAGCGCCAGAUCGGCGGCGAGCGGUACAAUUUGUUCAGCGACUGCCCGCAGGCCAAGACGUGCACGCUCAUCCUGAGGGGCGGCGCCGAACAAUUCAUCGCCGAAGUUGAGCGUAGUCUGCACGACGCCAUCAUGAUCGUCAAGCGUGCGCUGCGUAACCACACGAUCGUGGCCGGCGGCGGCGCCAUUGAGAUGGAACUGUCGGGCUACCUACACCGGUACGCGGACAAGAACGUGCCGCACAAGCAGCAGGCGGUGGUCAAGGCAUUUGCAAAGGCCCUCGAGACUAUCCCGCGGCAGCUGUGUGACAAUGCGGGCUUCGACGCCACCGACAUCCUGAACCGGCUGCGCGUCGAGCACCGCAAGGGCCACGUCUGGGCUGGCGUUGACUUCGACCACGAGGGCGUCCGCAACAACAUGGACGCCUUUGUUUGGGAGCCCGCACUCGUCAAGGUCAAUGCCAUCUCUGCUGCCGUCGAAGCUGCCUGUCUGAUCCUCUCCGUCGAUGAGACGAUCAAAAACGAAGAGAGCCAGGCUCCUCAGGCUCCGCAGAGGGGGUUACCGCCUGGUGCGGCGCAGAGAGCUCUUAGAGGAAGAGGACGGGGGAUGCCCAGACGGUAA